This is a messenger RNA of Monodelphis domestica (gray short-tailed opossum), 980 nucleotides long. RefSeq names its product neuropeptide B (gene NPB). Gene Ontology annotation, biological process: G protein-coupled receptor signaling pathway; feeding behavior. Gene Ontology annotation, molecular function: G protein-coupled receptor binding. The record is from RefSeq and is a predicted model, not a curated record. NCBI's taxonomy places the organism in Eukaryota, Metazoa, Chordata, Mammalia, Didelphimorphia, Didelphidae.
GGGCACUUCCGGAAAAACCUUGAUCUGCCUCCGGGCUGCGGGGCGGGGGGUUUGGUGGGUGCCGGCGGUCGACCGCUAGGCGGGGGCCUGUUUCAUUAGCUGGCUGUGCUCGGCGUCGGAACCUCGCUCGUCCUCUAUUUUGGCUGGAGUACUUUGCUCUGCUCCGGACGUCUCCACAGCCCCUUUAAUUCUUGUCACGAGGGCGUCAACGGAAGGGCGCGAGCUCCGAGAGACAGGCACGAACUCAGUUGAGGUGGUGCUGUGGAGACUGGCUCCGCCCCCGCAGGCGCCCUCCCACCUUUCUUCGCUUGGUUCCCCACCUGCCUUUCCCCGGUGUGGGGUGAGGGAAGGCUCAGAGCCCCCAGGCCCUCCUCCGCCUCCGCCACCACCGCUACCACCACUGCCAAUAUAAGGAGCAGUCGGGCUCCCCCCAAGGCUCAGAGCUUCUGGUCCUGGAGUAGAGUGUCCCACAGCUCGGCCGUCGUGAGUCGUUUCACCGGCGCUCCCCAAUGCCUCCCUCCAGGAAAUUCGUGGUCAGCCUGGUGCUCUGCCUCCUGCUGCUGCCACCUGGGCACGCCUGGUACAAGCAGUCAGCUGGCCCCAGCUACUACUCGGUUGGCCGGGCAUCGGGGCUGCUGUCUGGUAUCCGGCGUUCUCCGUAUUCCCGGCGCUCCGACCCGGUGCAGGACGCCGGAGACACUGGAGGCAGCGCCUUUCGAGAGCCUCGAACCAGCCUUCGGAGCCUCGCGGUGUGUGUGAAGGAGGUCGCUCCCAAUCUGCAGAGCUGCGAGCUGCUCCCGGAUGGGUUCGGGACUUUCCAAUGUAAGGCAGAUGUUUUCCUAUCUCUGGAUUCUGCUGACUGUCUGAGUACCUGAGGCCUCGGGCUCCAGCCAUCCCCGGGCUGGAUGGAAAUGGUGACGUCUUAGCCCACUUCCUACCCUUUCUCACCCCAGAAUAAAUAAAGUGAACAAAUAAGCCAA